Molecule: messenger RNA, 2079 nt
Organism: Drechmeria coniospora
Lineage: Eukaryota; Fungi; Ascomycota; Sordariomycetes; Hypocreales; Ophiocordycipitaceae
Exons: 2
Coding region: 1-2079 (692 amino acids)
Cellular component (GO): nuclear inner membrane
Molecular function (GO): chromatin binding
Source: RefSeq, a predicted model, not a curated record
AUGGUUGAUGCCGACGACUACCUCCAGGAGGGGUUUGAUCCUCGCAGCGUCACCAUCCCACGUUUGCGCUCCAUACUCGUCACGCAUCAUGUCGACUAUCCGUCUACGGCCAAAAAGCCGCAGCUGGUGCAGCUUGUCGUCGACCACGUGCUUCCGCAGGUGCCUAAGCUCCGUGCACAAAAGGCCAGGGCGAAGCGGUCGAGUUAUGGCAUCGUCAAUGCUGGCAGUGCCGAGGAUACAAACAACUGGGCCGACUUCGAACCUCUAGCCCCGCGGACAUCCUCCAGGAGAUCAAUGUCCCCUCGCAAAAGCUCGGCCAAGACCAAGGUCAAAGUGGAAGACGCUGAAGCUGAGGCCUCGCUUCUCCGAAGUCCUCGGAAGCGUAGCUCGCGAUCCACGAGCAGGCAACUAUCUCAUGCGGACGACGAAGAUGACACCGUCUCCGUCUCUGAUUUCUCCCGAUCGACACGGCGAAGCCGACGGACUGUGACUCCGCAGAUACUACCAGAAUUCGAAUCCGAACCCGAGGAGGAACGAUCGGUCACUGAUGACAGCACCGUCGUCGCACUGCAGGACGAAAACGUCUUUACAGAUGAUAACCCCUUUCAAAGCGGCAGCUCGCCGCCAGCGGUCAAGACUCCUACCAAUAGACGGCGGACACUGGGUGCAGGCGUGGCCCAGAGCGCAUCGUCGUCCCGACGUCAGACCAGUGGCACCUAUGAUCGGAGACAAGUCAGUGCACCCUUGCAAAUUCCAGUACCCAGGUUGCGCUCUCACACGCCCGAGGACGUGCUGGAACCCGGCGAAGAGUUCACGCCGGACGAGCAGCUGGAGCUGGAAGCGGCAGCGAGCGAGGGGGGCCUGCACAUUGUUCCCCGGAGCCCUCCUUCCAAAUCUAGGCGCCAGACGAGCUUUGGUACACCUCUACUUGUCCUUUUCAUGGCGCUGCUAUCUGCCUACGGAGCGUGGUACCGACAAGAAAAGAUUGCGGUCGGCUAUUGUGGACUCGGCCGGCAGGCAACGGAGCUGCUACCCCCUGAUGUCCGCGUUCCCGACUUCCUCUUGCCCUUCAUCAAGCCUGAGUGCGAGCAAUGUCCUCCCCACGCCUACUGUUAUCAGGACCUUUCCAUUCGGUGCGAAAAGGACUUCAUCCUGAAGCCCCACCCCCUGUCGCUAGGUGGCUUGGUCCCACUGGCGCCGUCGUGUGAGCCCGAUGGCGAGAAAGCUCGUCGGGUCAAGGCCGUCGCCGACAAGGCUGUUGAGGAGCUCAGGGAGCGUCGAGCCAAGUUUGAGUGCGGCGAACUAGUUGACGACGCUGGGCAGCCCGAGAAUUCGCCAGCGAUCGCCGAGCAGGACCUCAAGGAAAGCGUCAGUAAGAAGCGCAGCAAGAGGUUAAAUAGCCAAGAGUUUGAUGAACUCUGGAAGGAUGCCAUUGGCGAGGUCACUGCUAGAGAGGAGGUCGAGGUCGAGAUUCUGAGCACCGAAACGCCCGAUUCCUCCCAUUUUUCAAACCGAAGCCUCGCGUCCACCUCUCUCGCUCGCCUUCCGCUCACCUGCGCGAUCAAGCGAACUCUCCGACUUGGACUGGCAAGAUAUCGUCUCCCAGCUGGAGUCUUGAUGUUGCUGUCGCUUGCCAUCUUCUACCUACGUGCUCGAUAUCGCCGCCACUUGGCCACCUCUGCUCGGAUUCCCAACCUGGUCGAGUCCGUAUUGGGCCGACUUGCGAACCAGAAGGAACUGGGCGAGGAGGAUCUUGAUGACCCGUGGCUGUUUCUGCCUAACUUGAGAGACGAUGUGUUGCGAACCAUUCACUCCCUGGCGGAGCGGGAGAGGAUAUGGCAGAGGGUGAGGGCUGUCGUGGAGCUGAACAGCAACGUCCGGACUAGCCAGCGAGAAGGCCGGAACGGCGAAGUUGGACGUGCCUGGGAGUGGAUCGGUCCUACCAAGGGCGAUGGUGCAAGGAGACGGCGCAGUGGUCGAGUAUCGUGGGCUCCAGAAGUGAAGCCGGAGUCGCCAGAGGCUGAGGCCACGCAGGUGAUGGAAACGAGGAAGUGGGAGGAGCCGCGGCCAUUUUAUUAG